Ceutorhynchus assimilis (cabbage seed weevil) is the source of this 675-nucleotide messenger RNA. Lineage: Eukaryota; Metazoa; Arthropoda; Insecta; Coleoptera; Curculionidae. The record is from the annotation of a GenBank genome assembly.
AUGGAAGAGGAGAAUGAUGAAAUUAUUGAAUCUGCACAAUCAGAAGGUGGAAUUAGAAAUGUGAUCUCAAACAAGGAAAAGAACAUAGGAGAUAGCCAUAACGAGGGAAGCAUUUUUAAUGAAUUAAAACACAUGGAAGAGAUCAUAAAAACAAAGCUGCUUGACACCCGAAAGAAAGCACAUAAUUUGGAGAAAAGGGCGAGGCUAAAAAAAAGGACAACUCUUAAGAGAACUUCAUUGGCAGAUAAAGCAUUAGGAAUUAUAAUAAAAGAACGAAGGGAAUGGACAUUAUCAGAACUUAAUGAAGUAAUUUAUACAGCAGCAUCUGUGGUAGCUAGUGAAAGUGAAGGAAAAACUACAUACAGAUCGAAUCUGUGUGAACCGAGAGCAACUAAACUGGAAACCGUUCAAACAGGAUACAGACUUGAACUCCACGAACUUUUGCUCCAAACAUACCAAGAACUCUCUAAAACAGUAACAGAACAACGACUCAUAGACCAAAAAAGAGUAAUUUUGAAGAACAAUAGACUCACCGGCAAAGAACUAGAACAGAUAAGAUUAAAAGUUGCACAAGAGCUGAACAAUAAUAGUGAGGAAUCGGAUACAAAACUUAAAAGGAAAGAUAUGGAAGAACAUAAAAGACAUACAUACAUCCCUACAAUCUGUACCGGAUAA